AUGAUAUUUUGUAUCUCAGGCAUAUACAUUUGCUUUUCUUUGUGGUCUAUCAAACAAGAGCGUCUUAUGACAAAAUCGUAUGCGCGUUACCUCCCUGAAGAGAAGCGGUGGGAAAAUGAGAUGUUUCCUUCAGUUCUUGGGGUGGGGUUUUGUCAAUCUCUUUCUGGGGUUGUGUGCGCCGCUUUAUUGAUAUUUGUGCAAUCGAUGUUUUCGACUAAGAAAUCCAUUACCAUCAAACCCUCCAUUUCAGAGGCUAAUGAUGUGAAAAAAAGAGAAUCUCAGAGUAACUCUGUCCAUUCGUCACAAUCUAGCUUACCGGAAGCUAGAUUCCUGAAGCUGAGGGAUCUCCAGCAUAUCCUUACCAUUGGUUUCUUUGGAGUCAUCAGUACGGCCUUUGGGUACUUCUCUAUGCGAAUGUUACCUUAUCCAGUUGUUUUGGCAGCUAAGAUGUCAAAAAUGUUACCUGUGAUAGUGGUAGGCUUUCUCUGGCAUGGUACACACUAUUCUACCGAUAAAAUCGCAUCUUGUUUUCUAAUUACAAUUGGCAUAUUCUGCUUCUACUUUACCGAAGGGCAAUCGGAGAAGAAGAAGGUAGUACGUUUAAACUUUAACUCAUCUAAAGCAGCUAACACAUAUGAAGAUGGAGAUACUUCGAGUUUUUUCCUUUUGAGCGAGAUUGGUUUUGCACUUUUGUUUUGCAGUCUUAUUCUGGAUGGAUUUAUCAGCUCUACACAAGACGUGCUUAUAAAGAAACGGAAGUGGACUGGGCGGAAACUCAUGCUGUGCGGAAACCUUUCUUCAGCCUUAUGGACACUCGCAUUGAUGCUGCUUUUAGAGUUCGCCGAGCCGUUGAGCGUAGUCGGUUCUUCUGUCAUAAGUGUCUUUCCUCUCGGCAGGUUUGUUGCACCAUUUGGGGGUUCUGUAUUGCAACACUACAGGCACCAUUUUAUGUCUAUCAGAAAUACACUUGCAGUGCUUCCUGUCCCUUUUCAUGAGUUAUCCAAGACAAUUCGAUUUUUAAAAGCGUAUCCUCAGGCGCAGUUUGAUCUUUUUCUCAUAGGAUUUCUCAAUGGAUUUGGACAACUGUUUGUGUUCUACACCAUUUUUCUCUUUGGUACCCUCACUCUGACUGCUAUGACCGUGACACGCAAAGCAGGCAGCGUGCUAUUGUCGAUUAUAGUGUAUGGGCAUUCUGUAGGUCGUCUACAAUGGCUGGCACUCGUUAUUAUCAUAAUGGGUGUGAUCUUGGAAGGCUUUUUGAGUAUUAAAACUGCUUCAUCCAAAGAUUUAGAUCCUACUGAUUCGAAGAAAAAUACGGGAGGAGAGGGAAGGAAUGUGCGCUCCGAGUAA
Messenger RNA from Phytomonas sp. Hart1, 1350 nucleotides. Lineage: Eukaryota; Euglenozoa; Kinetoplastea; Trypanosomatida; Trypanosomatidae. The record is from the annotation of a GenBank genome assembly.